UGAAGAGAUGUGCUGUCUUAACUUUAAUGACUUGGCUGAUUUCUAUCCAUUAUCAUCUUACUGGAAAGAUGGAUACCAAUUGGUUCCAUUGAAACAUGGUGUGUUGGCACAAUAGGCCUAAUGGAGAAAUGUUUCAGAUCAUAAUGUUGUAAACUAAACUGUAUUUACUCUUAUUAGAAAUGGACGACAGAGAGCAAAGCAACAUAAGACGUUCCAUUGCCAAGGUUUUACCUGACCUCCCUGGAUCACUUCUGAACAUUGUGGAAGAGACACUACAAUCAAUAGGGGUGGAGACUACUGAAGAUUUUCAGUUUGUACAAGAGGCUGAUCUCCUUUCUGUGUUACGACCAAUACAAGCAAGAAGACUUUUAGCUUCUUGGAAACAAACGUUUCAGAGUCCUGAAACCUACAGCCAGCGAGAUGUCACCCCCUCAGCUUCACCAUCACUCCUCCUCACCUCUUCUACCUCCACGCCCUCCUCACUCUCACCUUGUCCCUCACCCAGCCAUUUGGUUAGAGGUGCUGAUUGGGUUGACCACUUUGAGAUUCCUUGGGAAACAUUUCCUGAACCCUUGAUGCAGUACUUGGAGAGGGGCAAAAGGCCAAGCCCAAGUUUACGGCGAGAAAUGAUCCGCAUUGUUGUAACCGAGAUGAUGAAGGUUUGUGCAUCUCCCACGAAACAAGCCUCUACAGAAGUUGCCAAAAAGUUAGUUGCCAAGUAUCCCCAGUCCUUAAAAGAUGUUAUCGAAGGUGAAGUAGUGGGACCAGGAUAUCACAGUCUAGUUAAACAGCUUCAAGCCUGUAUAGACAACAAGAAGCGUCAUUCAACCCCAAGAAUACACAAACGUAAACUGGAGUCAGCUAAUUCUGACACAGAUGAAGAAACAGCGAAGAAAAAAAGCAUCAGUUCAGGACACAUAUGGCUGCAUAAAGUGGGAUGUUAGUUUAUGCUAGUCACUGAAACACUUGAGAGCCAACAAGAAAAGAAAGAAAAAAUGAAGAUGCUACAUGGACAAGGAGCUUUCAGCCCAGAUGAGGUGACAACACUUAUGGAAUGCACAUACUACUCCCAACGUAAAGCAAUAAACAAAGGAACAGCUAUUCAAGUCCUGAGGGAGGAAUGGCCUUUUUUGUUUCACGAAAUUGGAAUGUCUGCUCAUUACCAAGAACUGACAGGGUUACCACUCAAAGAGACAUUCCUCAAAAGUGUGGAAAAAAAAGGAAGACGGCUGUUGAAUUUUAUGGCAACUGUUUGUGCAAACAAGACCAAACGCAUCUUUGAGACAGUAACUAAGCUGAAGUUCCAGAGAGGACAGUUGGAGGGCUGCUCAGAUGACAUCAAGGAUAUGAUGCUUCUGCUUCUUUCCUACUUCAACGAAAAAGAGGAGAGCCUGUUCCACUAUACUGAAGAAACUUGCCGUUCAGGUGGACUGCUUGCCUGUGACCCCAUGCAUCAUCGUAUGUGGAACCUCUUGCUACAGUGCAAAAUUGUUCAUGCUAAGCAUAGAUGGCAAGAUUCUAAAUGACAACAUCACAAACUUCAUCGCUGCCAUCAACAUAAUGUUUGGGAGCUACUACUGCCUGAAUAUCCACUAUCCAGUAGAGUUGGGAUCAACGCUGGAGUUCCUUCAAAGUGUUCAUCUGUGUUUAUGUCCAGCACGAGCACCAGGAGCUGGGAAAGAGACAAAAGAUUUUAUCAACAGUUUGGAAAAGACGUCCCUCCUCUGGAAUCUGAUGCAUGAUGUCCUGAGAGGAGAAAAUGGGUUCCAGGUAAAGCCAUUGAGUCUGCACUUUUACCCACUCAUCAAUGGUUCCUUGGAUACGAAGCAAACGAUCUUCCCAACUCUGUAUAAAAAAAGAAAAUCAAUUAAUGUGAAGUAAGCCCGACAU
Molecule: messenger RNA, 1890 nt
Organism: Boleophthalmus pectinirostris (great blue-spotted mudskipper)
Lineage: Eukaryota; Metazoa; Chordata; Actinopteri; Gobiiformes; Gobiidae
Source: RefSeq, a predicted model, not a curated record